GUGUGUGCAAUAGCUAGUUGUUGUCAAGCGGUGGUUAUGGAGACGUGGAAUUAUGGUAGUAAUAGAGUUAAUGUUGCUUGAAAAGAGGCUCCAGUAAAUUAACUUUGGUUGCACAGAAAAAGGUUGCUGAUAGCUCUGAACAUUUGAGAUCGUUCAGUGGAUGUAGUUCCCACGUUUUAUUUUUUCGCAAGGUCUCUUUUCUUCUGGAGUUUUCCUGACACUCGUUUUUCUCGUACUGUCAUACUUUAUUGACAUCUUUUAAUGUGUCCAGAAUCUUCAUAUAAAAAAAAGGUUUGUUUUCGAUAAUGUUCACUUCACUUUUGAUGUAAAUUUAUAUCUAAUCAUCAUCUAUGAAGAAAGUCUUUCUUUGGACCCUCCUGACUGGAUUAAUGCAGCUGAAAUGUCCAUGGUGGAGUAAAAAGUCUUGCUCUGCAGGAUGCCUCACAAGGUAGGAUUUAUAGUGAUCAGUUCCUCUGGGCAUGAGGAUGGCUACAGUGCUAAGGAGCUGAUGGUCCAUGCUCCAACUGUCAGUGGGUGGAGGUCAGCCAGUUCAGGCACCUCACAUCCAGAUAAAGGACUUGAGCUGGAAAAACUCAGCUUCGAUGAAAAGAAACAGGAAGCUGUUGAGAUGGAGCGUUAUGACCUUGCAAAGAAAUUGAAGCAGGCCAUUGCUGACUUACAAAAGGUAGGCGAACGUCUUGGUCGUUAUGAGGUGGAAAAGCGCUGUGCUGUAGAGAAGGAAGAUUAUGAUUUAGCUAAGCAGAAAAAGCAUCAAAUGGAUGAGUAUCGUAUGAAGGUUUAUCAGCAGCUCAAACUACAUAAUUUACUGGAUACUACGGUGAUACGCAGACCAUCUGAUUUUUUGCCAGAGCCUCUCAGUUAUCCUUCUCCCCAGCCACAGAGCUCUGAACAGCCAACACCAGUACAGUACAAGCCAGAAGGGAAAUGGAGCAACAUACUGAGUCUAAGCCAGAGACUCCCUCCAGCAACUCCAGUUAAACCAGUAGUUCCCAAGAUUAAUGUUAAUUCUUUGCCAUAUGAUGAGAGACCUCUACCUGCUCUUCAAAAACAAAUGGGUGAACAGCAGAGUUUUCCUUCAGAACCCUCACCUCCCGAUUCAGACAGAACUGCUCGAGGAACAGGGAUCACUGGCCAGUUUCCCAAUUGCGUGUAUGGUGAAGGCUUGGUGGCAGGAGCUUACUCCAAAACCUGGUCCUAUCGUGAGGAUGCCUUAUUAGCUGUCUACAAGAAACUAAUGGAUGUACCAAUGGGAACAUCAAAAGAAGAUUUGAAAACUAUGAUUCGUGCUGCUAUCUUUCUUGUCCGGAAAGGCCUUUUGGACAAAGUUUCAUCAUCCUCUUUCUUACCCUGGACUCAUACAGGACUUCAAUGUGUGGAGAUGGCUCUUUUUAAGGAAGUGAAAGUUCUGCAGGUUAUCCCGACUGAGCUGGUGAAACCCCUGAAAACAACAAUGCCUGCCCGUCUUGCUUUAAGCCAGAUGGAGCUUUUAGAACGCCUGCUGAAAGAUCUUGGCACAGAUAACUCCGGAUUUACAGUGGACAAUGUUAUGCAGUGUGCUACAGGAGCACUAGAACACAGUGCAUCAGAGGUUCGUGAUUCAGCAGUAAGACUAAUUUUAAGCAUGUACCACAAGCAUAAGAGCACAGUGCUAACGUACCUCCCAUCUGAAGAUGCCAACACUCGUAAAAAUAUUCUCUACAAGACUCUGUUUGAUGGAUUUGCAAAGAUAGAUGGACGGCCGACAGAGGCUCAAACAAAAUUACAGAGGAAAACUGCUACUCAGGCGGCAGAGAAGAAGAAAAAAGAAGAGAUCCUUGCACUGCAGGAACAGUUGGCUGCCCUAAAGGAAAUUCAGGCAGAGGUACAAUCUGGGAAGGAUAAAGAACGGGACAUGCUUACUGCUGGGAAAGCAGGUGGAAAGAAGGCCCCUUCUGCAAUAGCUGACUCUGGGGAUGACCACUCUUCUGUUGUAAAUUACUUAGACAACUUAUGUAUAUUCUGUGGCGAGAGAGAUGACUCCUUUACAGAAGAAGGCUUAGAUCUGCAUUACUGGAAACACUGUCCAAUGCUGAAACGCUGUGAACACUGCAGACAGGUGGUGGAAAUUUCUAGCCUUACAGAUCACUUACUAACAGAAUGUGACAAAAAGGACAGUUUUGGUAAAUGUCAGCGCUGUACGGAGGCAAUUCCAAAAGAAGAAUUGAUUGAGCAUAUCCGUGCAAAAACAUGUAAUCCUGCAAAGUCAGAAAAAGUUGCCAAUUACUGCCCUUUGUGUCAUGAAAACUUUUCACCUGGAGAAGAGGCCUGGAAGUCUCACUUAAUGGGAAGAGAUGGAUGUAAAAUGAACCCACGAAGGAUACAGGCCCUACAGAGAACCCAGUCAAUCCAAGGUAAGACCAACAAUCUGGCUGUGACUAAACCAGGAGUUUCAGGCGUAAAAGGUCGCUCACCAUCUAGCAAGAUACCAGCACCACGGGCUGGAGUUGGUAAAACAAUCAACAGAACCUCAGCAAAGCCUUGAAAACUUUUUGGCUACAAAUUUGAUUAUUUUUGUGUAAUCAAUUUUCUUUUCUAAGGACUAUGCAUUUUCCAGUUUUAUGAUCAUAAAGGUGAAGAUUUCGUUUUUAAUCAUGUUGUUUUUAAAAAUUCAAAUCUUGCCUUAAUUUUAUAGUUUUGUUUUAAUUCACAACUACUAUUAAUCUUGUUUAGGUUUUGUGCUGAUCUAAUCACACAUACUUAAGUAAAAGACAUUUUUACCUCGCACAACUUAUUCCAGGAUUUAAGCUUGAGUAAGAUCAUAACAUCCCAUACUGCAUUUUAAAAUCGUAAAAUAUUUACAAUUGUCUCCUUUAUUGAACAUAACUAGCUAUGAGACAAAAAAACUUGUUUAAGAGUGCAAGAAAAUGUACAAUAUAGCAACAGCUGUAACAUGCUUGAGAUGGUGCAUUUUUAAUUUAUUUUUAUGUCAACUUUUAGAGGAUAUUUUCCUUUUAUAAAGUCUUCCUAAACAUAUUUUGGCAUUAAUUAUUUGAAUAUAUUUUACUUAAAGGUCAUGUCUCCCCUUUUUUAUGAAAUGUGUGAUGCCCCUCAUAAAUAAAUAUUUAUAGUUGAGAUAACAAGUUUGAGAACCUUUUGGAAUUUUCUGCAUUCCUGCUUGGAUGGCACUUAAAGUGUAGUCUGGUCUUCAACCAAGACCAAGUCCUAAUAACUGAUCAAGACUGCUAAUUAAACAAAUAGCAUACACAAAAAUUAUACCUUUUCAUAACUACACUGAGUGUAUUGCAUAUUCUUUGUUGAAUUUUAUUAAUAUUAUUUGAAGAAAACAACAUUCCAUCUUAACAAACCAUAAUUCUACCACUGCCUCAGAGAAAGAGAGGAGAGACUACAACAUGGGCAAAUCUUUAAAAAAAAAAAAAAAAGAGUGUCCUUUUCCCCACUAUAAAUUCUUGUUUUAAGAUUUGAUUAAUUAGAUCUCACCACAUUUUAAAAAAAAAAGUUUUGAACAGAUCCCCUAAGUGAGAAUUUAAUU
Molecule: messenger RNA, 3550 nt
Organism: Polypterus senegalus (gray bichir)
Lineage: Eukaryota; Metazoa; Chordata; Cladistia; Polypteriformes; Polypteridae
Gene: cep104
Product: centrosomal protein 104
Exons: 22
Coding region: 437-2542 (701 amino acids)
Cellular component (GO): cilium
Source: RefSeq, a predicted model, not a curated record